AUGUUGACUUCCUUCAUCGCCUCCCUCGCACUCCUCACCGUCGCCUCGGUGAACGGGUCGCCUACCAUCUACGACAAGCGCGACCCUCAGUUCAUGGUCAACCUGCCCAACCGUCUGCCUGUCAAUGGCAGCAUCGGCUUCGGUAUCACGAUUGGCCAAGGCCCGAACGGCAACAGCGUCGUGACCUUUGGCAACGGUACCAACGGACGCGGCGGCUUCCCCUUCGGCUUCUUUGGAAACCGCUUCAGGGGCAACACGAACUCCGGCACCAACACGACGAACACCCGCCCGUUCCCGUUCAACUUCCUGCCGUUCAAGCGCGAGAUGGAGAUGGAGAUGUCGAAGCGCGAGCCGCAGUUCUCGUUCGACUUCGGGAAUGAGCUGCCUGUCCUCGGCGAUCUCCCGUUCGGCAUCAACAUCGCGCAAGGCGCGGAUGGGAACAGCAUCGGCAACAUCGGCAACGCUACGACCGGCGACCGCGGCUUCCCGCUCAACUUCUUGCCGUUCAAGCGCGAUGGCGGUGAGGCGCAUCAGCUCGUGGCGCGCGAGCCUCAGUUCGGGUUCAACUUCACCAACCGUCUGCCUGUGACCGGUCGCUUCCCGUUCGGUCUCAACAUUGGUCAGGGCGCGAACGGAAACAGCUUUGCGUUCUUCGGUAACUCUAGCACGGGAGCGCGCCCUUUCCCGUUCAACUUCCUUCCCUUCAAGCGCGAGGAUUAG
This is a messenger RNA of Peniophora sp. CBMAI 1063, 720 nucleotides long. NCBI's taxonomy places the organism in Eukaryota, Fungi, Basidiomycota, Agaricomycetes, Russulales, Peniophoraceae. The record is from the annotation of a GenBank genome assembly.